UGACCUAUAGGAACAUCGAAAUCUUUCUGAUUUCCUUUUUUUCCCAAUGGACUUUCAACUUUCUUGUCCUACCAUCCAGGCUGGCCGGAUCAAAAGUGGAAUGACUGAAAAGAGGAAGAAAAAAUGGGACUCUAUUGUGGACAACAAAGAGUCAGUGUCCCUCUCAUUGGUCAGGGCCAUUACCAGGGUCAACCAAAGAGCCAACUUUAAGGCCAAAUACCAGGUGCUGAAUCAGUUGUGCAAAGGAGGAUGUGGAUCUGUGUUUGCUGGAUACCGUAAAGCAGAUCACUUGCAAGUCGCGAUCAAACGUGUACCACAGUUAAAUCUCAAACAAGUGAGUCUAGAUGGGAAAAAGCUCCCUGCAGAGGUGGCCAUAAUGCUAAAAUUAGCAGCUGAAAAAGAUGGCUCUGUGGGGAUGGCAGCACCAGUAGAAUUACUCGACUGGUAUGACCUGGGACAUGAGUUGAUACUGGUGCAGGAGAGACCUCUUAAUGCCAUGGACCUUUUCCAAUACAUUGAGGACAAAGGGUCUGUACAGCAGGAGGAGGCCAGGGAUAUAAUAAAACAGUUGGUGGACGCACUUAUUGCACUGCAGGAGAGGCAAAUCUUUCACCAGGACAUAAAAUUGGAGAACAUCUUGAUUGUGACAGGCUCAACUGUCCCGCAGGUUCGCCUCAUUGAUUUUGGGUUAAGCGUGAUAGGGAAAAAAGACUCAGUUUACAGGACAUUCUGUGGCACCAGAGAAUACAUCCCUCCUGAGUGGUACAAUUCCUCAACCUACACCGCUGGUCCAGCCACAGUGUGGCAGCUUGGGAUUGUCCUCUUUGAAAUGCUCCACAUAUGCGACAGAUUUUCUACCAAAAGAUUUCAAAAAAAGGUACAGAGAAUCAGCUGUCGACUGUCCGAAACCUGCAGAAACUUCCUCCAGCUGUGUUUGAAGAUGGACCCUGAUGUGCGGGCCACCCUGACAGAGCUACAGCUUCAUCCAUGGUUGGGAGUAACUGCACCUCCUGCAGAGAAGAUUUAGAAAUUGAUAAAAUAUAAGUUGGUAUACAUUGUAUACUUGCGUAUGCUCUGCACUACACCACUCCUCCUCCCUUGGAAGGAUUGUGACAGAUCUACGCUCACAGUGUGAAGAUUCUAUGUUUUUUUUCUAUGUUCUCUCUUCCUCUCCCCUUUCUGUUUAUUCUCCUGCAGGGCAUGUGUGUGGCAGGUAGCUCUGCUGACUUCUCUUUCUCUGCACCAGACAAGGCACAUCUGCUCUCCCCUAUAUCAACCUGCCCAUAAAAGCCUGGUCUU
Paralichthys olivaceus (Japanese flounder) is the source of this 1299-nucleotide messenger RNA. Its product is annotated as serine/threonine-protein kinase pim-2-like. Gene Ontology annotation, molecular function: protein serine/threonine kinase activity; ATP binding. Gene Ontology annotation, cellular component: cytoplasm. Lineage: Eukaryota; Metazoa; Chordata; Actinopteri; Pleuronectiformes; Paralichthyidae. Gene Ontology annotation, biological process: regulation of mitotic cell cycle; negative regulation of apoptotic process; protein autophosphorylation. The record is from RefSeq and is a predicted model, not a curated record.